This is a messenger RNA of Prorocentrum cordatum, 676 nucleotides long. Lineage: Eukaryota; Dinophyceae; Prorocentrales; Prorocentraceae. The record is from the annotation of a GenBank genome assembly.
AUGGCCGAUGCCAAGGAAGGCCCGGCGCCGCCUCGGGCCCCACCCGCCGUCGCGGAGGGCGCCGCGGAGGCCGCCGCCGAGGCCGCCGCGGAGGGCGCCGCCGAGGGCGCCGCCGAGGGCGCCUCCGAGGGCGCAGCCGAGGGCGCCGCGCGGGAGCUCGGCCAGAUCACGGUGUCGGAGCGCGAGCUGCCCAGCUCCGGGGCCGAGCUCGGCCACAUCACGGUCUCCGAGCGCGGGCCGCCCGCCGCUGCGGAGGGCGAGGACGGCGCGGGCCGCAGCGCCGAGGCGGGCGCCCGCGGCCGGGGCGCCGCCGAGCGGCUCCGGGCCGCGGGCGCGGCCGAGCUGCAGAGCGCCCGCGUCGUCGAAGAGGGCGCGCGCCUGGCGCAGUGGCAGCAGUGGCAGCAGGAGCAGGCCCACGCGGCGUACGCGCGCCAGGCCUACCAGCAGCACCUGGCGCAAUGGCAGAUGGCGCAGGCGUACCAGGUGCUGCAGUACCAGGCCGCGGGGGGGCAGGACCCAGCCCGCGCCGCCUGGCUGGCGCGGGCGUGGGCAAGCCAGGCCCAGCAGCACCAGUGGCCCGGCAGCGGCCCCUGGCGCCCCGCGGGCGGCUGCUACGCGGCCUGAGCCGCGCGGGGGGGACGCCCUUUUCGAGGGGAAGCAUCCUGGUCAGGAGAGG